AUGUAUGUCGGGAUGGUCCUAGUGGCCGAGUUUACCAAAGAAGAAGAAGAAGAUAGUUGCUACUCAAAGAAAUCGGUCCAGUAUAAAAGAAAAUUACAAGGUCUUUCGAAACGGGUUCUUUUACAUAAGUGGAAAAUACCGUCGGUGUGGCCCAGAUUGUAUGCGGAAUCCUUGUCGUGUAGUCCUACUGGAGUAUCACCAUCGCAAAAAGGGUUGGUACUGGGAUGUUACGUACGACACGGUGAUCGGACGGGCGAGACUCUGACAUUAACGAAGACUGCCAGUAAGUUCAAUGACAUCGUUAAAGGCAAACUGCUAGAACAACUUAAAGCGGCCAAGCCACCACCGGCCAAGUGCGAAGUACGAACAUUUUUUGGGCUAGACACUGAGUUCCCGUACGUGUCCGUGGUCGGGUUAGACGACGGGUGUCUCGGGUACAACGAGCGAGAAGGAAUAAACGAUGAAAUGGAAUGCGUGCGAAACGCGGCAGCUCUGGGCACAAAAUCGUUACUCAAUUUUGACUUGCAGAAAAUAUAUCUGGAGAGCUUUGAAUCGGCACAGAAUUCGGCCGAAGGUGCGUCGAUGGGUAUGUGGUCAUACGAUGAGCUCAAAUCCAGAGAAAAUAAAAAGGCUCUGCCUAAAAUUGAAUUGUAUGACAGCUGCGACUGGUAUGAGUGGCAAAUUGGCCUGCAGAAGGGUGCGGCGCAGAAUCUGACACGGCAGUUGCAAGAUAUUCCGGCCAACUUACUGACACCCAAAUCGUUUGCUCGACAAGCAGUCACUCUGUUGUCUAACCAAGGCAUUGAUGUCAUCGUGCGAGCAAAGCGAUUUAUGGAGUCGAGAAAAAUGAACGGGUUGCUGGCUGUGUCCAGCGGAUCAUGCGAAGAGCCACAACUCCUAGAAUGCACGUACGAAGGAUGCGAUAUGAACGCGCCACCCAUCGUAUUGAUCGCUCCAGGCCUAACAUACAACUCCGGAGGUCUUGGCUCAUUGAGGACGUGCUCAUUACAAAAGUACGUUCGGGGUGAAGUAUCUGGCGCCGCGUGUCUAAUUAGCGUUCUACGGGCAGUAAGCGCCCUGGAAUUAAAAUUGAACAUUAAAGCGUUUAUACCGCUGUCAGAGAACAUCAUAGGAUCGGGAGCCAUGGAGCCCGGGGCAGUUGUGGACAUGAAAAAAUUAACGGUUUUGGUGAAAGACACGGCCAAAGCCAACCAGUUGAUCGUAGCAGAUGUGUUGACCAUGAUCGCUUCUGACUCUUGUUACAAGCCCCAUAUGCUGCUCGACUUAGGGCCGUAUAGCGACCGCACCGAGGUCUGGACUACUCAGGCUGUGGGUGCAUUCACUAGUAAUGAUUCACUAAUGGAAUCGUUGCGGGCGGCUGCCAUGAAAACCGGAGACCGCGUAUGGCGAUUACCGCUAUGGAAACAGGCCAGCGUGCAGAUGACAUCUGCGGCCCAAGAAGUGGAUGUCGUCAACUCAAUGCCCAUUUUUGGCGGAUUUGCAAUGCAGGCUGCCGCAUUCCUUCAACAAUUCGUGCCACUAGCCGUCCCCUGGCUGCACUUAGAAAUCGGUGGUCUCCUCCGAACCAAUGGACUAGAUGCUGCCUAUCUAGCGCCCGGUAUGUCCGGUCGACCCACACGAACGCUAAUAGAACUUUUAGGACAGAUGACCUGCCCACAACCCACGAAAUAA
Messenger RNA from Adelges cooleyi (spruce gall adelgid), 1692 nucleotides. Its product is annotated as cytosol aminopeptidase-like. The record is from RefSeq and is a predicted model, not a curated record. The transcript is spliced from 2 exons. The coding region runs from base 1 to 1692 and encodes 563 amino acids. NCBI's taxonomy places the organism in Eukaryota, Metazoa, Arthropoda, Insecta, Hemiptera, Adelgidae. Gene Ontology annotation, molecular function: metalloaminopeptidase activity; manganese ion binding. Gene Ontology annotation, cellular component: cytoplasm. Gene Ontology annotation, biological process: proteolysis.